AUGUCGCGCCCGUUUCCGUACACGUACAUAUCGUGUCCCUGCGCCCUGAGCAGACCCCCAGACCCGUCCAAACGAAGCUCCAGAGAGCUGUCGCCAAAGAAACAGUCGUCGCCUCGAAAAAAGACACAAGAGGAUAACGAAGCAGACAAGAAAAAAAAGGAAUCAGACUACGAAGAGGAUGAAAUCGAGCAGACGUUUAAUCCCAAAUCGGCUCGAGCCAACUUCUCCCUGUAUCCGCCAGAGCAACUCCUAUACUGCGAAGAUUGUCAUCAGAUCAAGUGUCCGAGAUGCAUAACAGAGGAGAUAGUGUGCUGGUACUGCCCAAACUGUCUGUUUGAAACGCCGAGCAGCAUGGUUCGCAGUGAAGGCAAUCGAUGCGCUCGAAAUUGCUUCAAUUGUCCUGUCUGCACAGCUCCGCUAGCGGUCACGACGCUGGACAACACCGCAGAGAAUGGGACACAGCAAGGGCCAUGGAUAUUAGCUUGCGGAUAUUGCAUGUGGACGACCUUGGAUGUCGGGAUCCAGUUUCACAAACCAACCAAUAUCCGGUCCCAACUGGCCAAGAUAGAUGAAGAGAAGGGGGUAACAACAAGAGGCGGUCAUCGAACGAUGCAGGACUUGAAAUCACCACUGUCGUCAACAACUACAACCGGAGGACUAGAGAGCCCAGCCUGGGAGGAAGAAGAAGAUGACUCGUCUUCAGCGACGCCAACGCCAGAAACUCCGGCUGAGCUCGACCCAACCGCGAGAUUCGCAGCGCUCAAACGCUUCUACACCAAACAGAUCGAAGACACCUCUAUUUCCGCAACUGAUCCUCUGUCGUCGGACUUUGGGGCAGCCUUUUCGUCGCCCAGCGCGCUGAACCGGAUCAUGUCCAUCUACACAUCGUCCUCGCAUCUCUACGGCGGCGGGGCGAAAAAGGCCAAAUCCAAACCACCAGUGAUGCGAGAAGCACUCAGCCCAGAGGAAGGGCUCAAAAUAAUGGGUGCGGACAGUGACCAAUUAACCAUCAACCGCAUAGCCUCUGAAGACUGCACAUGGGACGACAUGCUCUCGAGCGAGCAACGAGCCUUUCAAUCUCCCGACGCGCGGUUCGUCGACGACCUACGACCACUGCCCGUGCUUCUCCGAACGAAAAGAUCCAAACGCUGCAAAUCAUGUAAACACAUCCUGGUCAAGCCCGAAUUCAAGCCCGCCUCCACGCGGUUUCGCAUUCGGCUGAUCGCGCUCAGCUACAUCCCACUGCCCACGCUGCGCCCUCUGAUGCCAGCCGCGCUGCCGGGCCAGGCUGUGUCGGCGACCUCGUUGCUGCAACUCAAUCUGGACGCGCUCUCACCGCUGCGGCCGAUUCAGUACCUGCUCACGCUGAAAAAUCACAUGUUCGACCCUGUUCGAGUAACGCUGGCGACUCCCUCGCUUACCCCGGGUCGUGUGGCUUCCAAAGUCACCAUUCUCUGCCCACAAUUUGAACUUGGCGCAAACAGCGACGUCUGGGAUGAAGCACUGCAAGCCGCGCCAGCCGCGCCGAGCUCCUCGACAAACCCGCUAUCACGACCAGGAGCCCCCGGAUACGAGAAAGUAGCCGAGGCAGGCAAAGUCUGGGACAAGGGACGCAACUGGACAACAGUCGUGCUCGAAGUCGUGCCCGAGGCCCUACCAGGAACAAACCCAACUAUCCCACUCCCCUCAUCCGAGGAUGAGGAGCACAAGGAUGAUUCCCCCUUACGUGAAGAUGAAGAUGUGCUUGAUAUUCCCGUGUUUGUGCAUUUGGAAUGGGACUCGGAAAAUCAAAUGGAUCCGGAACAUCAAGACCGACAUUCGCGACAGCGCGAGAAAGAUGGUGAUAACGACAAGGCCGACUUGGUGAAGCGCGAGCUGGCAUAUUGGAUGGUUCUUGGGGUUGGGAGGAUAUCGUCCAAGGUGUAUUAG
Messenger RNA from Talaromyces rugulosus, 1929 nucleotides. RefSeq lists its product as uncharacterized. NCBI's taxonomy places the organism in Eukaryota, Fungi, Ascomycota, Eurotiomycetes, Eurotiales, Trichocomaceae. Bases 1 to 1929 code for a protein of 642 amino acids. Gene Ontology annotation, cellular component: dynactin complex. The record is from RefSeq and is a predicted model, not a curated record. The transcript is spliced from 2 exons.